Messenger RNA from Ornithorhynchus anatinus (platypus), 917 nucleotides. RefSeq names its product aurora kinase A and ninein interacting protein (gene AUNIP). Gene Ontology annotation, cellular component: centrosome; spindle pole. The record is from RefSeq and is a predicted model, not a curated record. NCBI's taxonomy places the organism in Eukaryota, Metazoa, Chordata, Mammalia, Monotremata, Ornithorhynchidae. Bases 72 to 899 code for a protein of 275 amino acids. Gene Ontology annotation, biological process: spindle organization. The transcript is spliced from 3 exons.
GCCGUUCGAGCCGCGCGCGUGCGCUGGCGCGCGGGAGGACGGCGCCCCCUCCGUCUGCCGCCUGGGCGGCCAUGAGGCGGAAAGCCCCGGAGGCCGGGGCCGAGGCCGAGGCCUGCGGCGUCUGGCUGGACACGGCGGCCCUGAAGAGGCGGCCGGUGCAGGCGGUCCUGUCCAGCGUCGCUGUCACCAGGCUGGUCGCCAGGCGGGCGACGACGGGCCUCGGGAGAGAAGCGCCAGCCCGCGUCCCCAAGGCGAGGAUGCCAUCUGCGGGCCACAGGCAGACUCACAUCGCUUCAUUUUUCCCCGUCAAACCCGCAGGCCAAACCGUCGGUGGAGGGAGCGUGAGCGCGCGACGCGGCGCCGAGGCGAAGAGGCCAACUGCUCAGAGUCCUCGCCCUCACCCGCCGAGCCCCAGGGAGCGGCGGACCCCUCCGCCGGGGGUCCGGGCCGCCGUCCGCUCCCCCGUCCUCCCACGGGAGCCCACGGCCUCCCCGGCCCCCGCCGGCCAGCGCCUCCGGGGCCCGCUCCAGCCCCCGCCGCGCUGCUUCGUUCCUCCCAGGGAGGAGGACUCGCUUGCGUGUGCUUUCACGCAGGAUUCGGAAGGCUACCGGGUCCUGGCCCACGGGCGGACAGAGGCAGGAGGCAGCCCGCCCCGUGGCGGGGCGGGCCGCCGGAGCCCCGGCCCCUCCGUCGCCGGCUGCGGCCGGCUCUUCGCCGAGGACUCCCAGGGAUGCGGGGUCACCGCUCGCCGCCGGCCUUUCCGCGAGACCACCAACCUGCAGGGGGGCAGCCCCGGCCCGCCCCCCGCCCCCCGGUCCCUGUCGCUCGGGUCCCAGGCCGCACUGCUCUUCUCCCAGGACUCGCAGGGGAACAGGGUGAUCAAGCACAGGCUGGGCUGAGCAACCGGGGGACGGCGG